UGCGUAAUCGGUGUUGUUGUGCUCAGAAUGAGCCCAGCUAGCAAGCUAGCAUAAAAGACAGAGAACUGAAGUUCACAACUGUACUGGUCGGUCCUUGUCGUCUAUUGAAAUUAGUUUGAAUUUGUUUUAUGUGGGAUUAGUUUUCCUUUCUGUGUUAACACAAGAUUCAAUGUCGAUUAAAAGGGAUAGUUCAACUGAGGAGAGUUUACAGGGUUCCUGGAUAGAGCUUCACUAUGGCACGAGCUCUCAGGGUCCACAGGGGACUGGGAGCGGGGAGCAGAUCUCCAGUAUGCAGGUAGACCUGGAGAAAUUGCUGCUGGAUGCACAGCACGAGUCAGGCAGAAGCAGCUCCAAAGGAAGCUCCCAGUGUAACAGUCCCCCGAGAUCACAGACUCCUCUUCAUCUGUGUAGAGGCUCUGAGGGAAACAGUUCCCAGUCUGAAGAAGACUACCAAGAGAGAAGACAGGAAGUAGAGAGCCUGAUGAAGAAGAAUGCUGAUUGGAUCUGGGACUGGUCAAGUCGACCUGAAAACAACCCACCAAAGCAGUUCCAACUGAAACACCGUAGACGCUCAGGAAACCUCAGCAUCAGGAACACUAGUGUCAUGAAGAAGGGUGGCGUUCUGUCACCUGACUUCCUGAAGCUUAUCCUGCCCUCCUUGAUCAUCUCUCACAUAAUGGCAGUUGGCCUGGGAAUCUACAUUGGGAGGCGUCUCGCCACACACAGCGCAUACUGAGGAUGAAGUGUUGUGAUGUAAUCUUUCACGUGGGUGUGACUCAUACAGCUGAGCAUGCCUGAGAACAGGUCCAGGAUCAGGGCAAUAUGGUCACGUGACAUUCUAUUUUAGCUUUGAUGGCUUCAUGUCAUCAUCGGCAAGCAAGGCAUUGGCUAUUUGCUGCUUUCCUCUCCCCCCCUCCAAAAAAAGCCUUUCAAAAAAUAAUGUGCUGCCAUUUCACAGCCUGUCACUUUCACUGGUUAUCACUUCACUUGAUUAUUUUUAUAUGAUUAUUUUUAAGUAGUUGGUUUAUUUUGAUGGUAGUUUAGUUGAAUUUCAUUUUUAAAUAUAUUCCUGCACUAAUUUUCAGACAGUAUCAUGUAGAUUAAUGUUUGUAUUUUUUUGCUUACAUUUUGUUAACAGUGAAAAUAUUAAAAGGGAAUGCAAUGUGACGGUUCAAACAAUUGAAAGUAAUUGGACAAUCAUUGUUGGAUUUUCUUUUUGUUAACAAUUUUGUUAAAAUACAAUUAAAAAUAAAA
Molecule: messenger RNA, 1254 nt
Organism: Osmerus eperlanus (European smelt)
Lineage: Eukaryota; Metazoa; Chordata; Actinopteri; Osmeriformes; Osmeridae
Gene: bnip4
Product: BCL2 interacting protein 4
Exons: 6
Coding region: 170-736 (188 amino acids)
Biological process (GO): mitochondrial outer membrane permeabilization; positive regulation of apoptotic process
Cellular component (GO): nuclear envelope; nucleus; mitochondrial outer membrane
Source: RefSeq, a predicted model, not a curated record